CGCCUCUUCCCCUGACAUUAGCACACCCACUCCAUUCCCCAUCGCAGUCGAUCCCCUCGCUGCGUCGCUAGGGCCCUGGCUCGCCCUGGCAGGCAGCUAGAGCCCUGCUGCAAUGCUGCGGUGCGCUACGCGGCGGUGGGUCACCGAAUAUCCCUGCCCUAUGGCUCUUCCCCUCCUCCCCGCCGCUUUCGUCGACGCUGCCCAUGGGCGCCCUCUCGUCAUCGCCGACCGGCCUCCCCCAAUGACGAGACACAGCCAUCGGACAUGGUGGCUCGCAGCGCCGGUCACUCAGUGCAAGCGUCGACUCGACCGCCCAUACCCGCGCCAUUGGUCCCUGCCCAACAGUUCCUGGCCCCUGGUCCCUGGCCAACCUCCGAUGGGUAAGGCCCUCCGCUCGUCGUCUACCGGCCCCGAGUGGGUGGGAGACGAAGCUGCAAGAUGCAGAAGAACUCUCUCUUCUGUCCAGCAUGACAGGGGUGCCUUGUGGAUGCCAAAGGGACCUCCGCCUCUGCCCCGGCGUGGUGGGUGCUGCUCUCACGGCUGCUUGCCCAUCCGUAUAGCCAUCUAUCCAACUACUUUAUAUGGCCGCGUGCCCUCCACCCACGCGCGCGACCUCGUUCUUGCUGUCCGACUCUUGUGUGAUAUCUAUUCCGCCAACCUCUCCCUCGGCCUUGCUAUCCUAAUUCUGGGUUGACUUUGACUAUAUCAUUCACCAAUCCUCGUGUAAUAUCUCACUUGCCACAACACCACUGCCUCUGGGUCGGGCUCGCUUCCUCGCCGUCCUACUUCUGAAUAUCUGUUGCACACAACCUCGUUGUCGCCAUUGUCGAACCCGUCUCGGUUUCCUCGUUCGACCCAGCAUAAUCGAAGCUUACGCAACGAAUAUUCCUACGCU
Messenger RNA from Ilyonectria robusta, 895 nucleotides. RefSeq lists its product as uncharacterized. The record is from RefSeq and is a predicted model, not a curated record. NCBI's taxonomy places the organism in Eukaryota, Fungi, Ascomycota, Sordariomycetes, Hypocreales, Nectriaceae. Bases 113 to 694 code for a protein of 193 amino acids. The transcript has a single exon.